Messenger RNA from Melampsora larici-populina 98AG31, 513 nucleotides. RefSeq lists its product as uncharacterized. Bases 1 to 513 code for a protein of 170 amino acids. The transcript is spliced from 4 exons. Gene Ontology annotation, biological process: riboflavin biosynthetic process; FMN biosynthetic process. Gene Ontology annotation, cellular component: mitochondrion. The record is from RefSeq and is a predicted model, not a curated record. NCBI's taxonomy places the organism in Eukaryota, Fungi, Basidiomycota, Pucciniomycetes, Pucciniales, Melampsoraceae. Gene Ontology annotation, molecular function: riboflavin kinase activity.
AUGAAAGAACCAAACGAAAGUAUCACAACUCAAUCCGAAACUCAACCACCAAACCAAUCAUUAACCAAAAAAAGAUCAUUAAUUUUAAAAUCCCAUCAACCCAACUUAUCAAUUUAUCCAAUCUGUUUAAGCUCAAACGUUCUUAAAGGUUUCGGUAGAGGAUCUAAAGAAUUAAAUUGUCCAACUGCUAAUUUAAAUCCAAAAGUUUUAGAAGAUCAAUCAAAAGAAUAUCUAAGAAAUCAAAAUGUUUUUGAAAUGGUGAUGAGUAUUGGAUUUAAUCCUGUUUAUGGUAAUGAAUUUAAAACGAUUGAAGUUCAUGUGUUGUUUGAAUUCGAUCAAGAUUUUUAUGGUGUUGAGAUGAAAGUGAUGGUUUUAGGUUAUAUUAGACCUGAAUAUAAUUAUACUACUAAAGAUGAGUUGAUAACUGAUAUUGAGAUUGAUAAACAAGUGGCUAAGAACACAUUGAAACAAGAAGGGUAUUUUAAAUUUGUGAAUGAUAAGUUUUUUGAAUGA